GUCUGAGAAAGGAGAGGGUGAUCUGCUGACUUUCCAAAUUUGCAGGAUUGGUUCAGGGCCCAAAUUGUGAGGUGUGGGUUUUAGAAUUUGGGCAGAAUCACUGUGAGUUGUCAAGACCAGCUGGAUGAUGAUGGGUUGGGAUUUGAGAUGUUAAAUUUCUGUGGUGUUGUAUCCAGUGAUGGGACUCCAUUGAACUCUGGGUGUGUUUAUAUCUUGGGAACCAGGGCUAACUGUUGGUAUUUGGGGUUUGUUUUGGAGUGUGAAAUCUGAGCCUAAUUUUUCUGUUGGGGCUUGAAGUUUAGGUAGUUCACCAUCAUGCUCAAAGCUGUGAUCCUGAUUGGAGGUCCUCAAAAGGGCACUCGCUUCAGGCCAUUGUCUUUUGAAGUACCCAAACCACUGUUUCCUGUGGCGGGGGUCCCUAUGAUCCAGCACCACAUUGAGGCUUGUGCCCAGGUCCCUGGGAUGCAGGAGAUUCUGCUCAUUGGCUUUUACCAACCUGAUGAGGCCCUUACCCAGUUCCUAGAAACUGCUCAGCAGGAGUUUAACCUUCCAGUCAGAUACCUCCAGGAAUUUGCCCCCCUGGGCACAGGGGGUGGUCUGUAUCAUUUUCGGGACCAGAUCCUGGCUGGCGGCCCUGAAGCAUUCUUCGUGCUCAAUGCUGAUGUUUGCUCUGACUUCCCCUUGAGUGCUAUGUUGGAUGCCCACAGACGCCAGCGCCACCCUUUCUUACUCCUUGGUACUACGGCUAACAGGACACAGUCCCUCAACUACGGCUGCAUCGUUGAAAAUCCACAGACACAUGAGGUCCUGCACUAUGUGGAGAAACCCAGCACGUUCAUUAGUGACAUUAUCAACUGCGGCAUCUACCUCUUCUCCCCAGAAGCCCUGAAGCCUCUUCGUGAUGUCUUCCAGCGGAAUCAGCAGGAUGGGCAACUAGAGGACUCGCCAGGCUCCUGGCCAGGGGCGGGAACUAUCCGCCUGGAGCAGGACGUGUUCUCAGCCCUGGCUGGGCAGGGCCAGAUCUAUGUGCACCUCACUGAUGGGAUCUGGAGCCAGAUCAAGUCUGCAGGCUCAGCCCUCUAUGCCUCUCGCCUCUAUCUGGACCGAUACCAGAUUACGCACCCAGAACGACUGGCCAAGCAUACCCCAGGGGGUCCACGAAUCCGAGGAAAUGUUUAUAUCCACCCAACGGCUAAAGUGGCCCCAUCUGCUGUGCUGGGCCCCAACGUCUCCAUUGGGAAAGGGGUGACUGUGGGCGAGGGUGUGCGGCUCCGAGAGAGUAUUGUCCUCCAUGGAGCCACGUUACAGGAACACACUUGCGUCUUGCACAGCAUCGUGGGCUGGGGGAGCACCGUGGGGCGCUGGUCUCGUGUGGAGGGGACCCCCAAUGACCCAAACCCCAAUGACCCCCGAGCUCGUAUGGACAGUGAGAGCCUCUUCAAGGAUGGGAAGCUGUUGCCCGCCAUCACCAUCCUGGGCUGCCGUGUCCGGAUCCCUGCGGAGGUGCUCAUCCUGAACUCCAUUGUUCUGCCACACAAGGAGCUGAGUCGCAGCUUCACCAACCAGAUCAUCCUUUGACUGGGGCUGCCGGAAGGCCCCCAACUCUUUUCCGCUUCUCUUUGAGGCUGCUGCUUGCUUGGCCAGCCUCUGUCCAGAAGAGAGCUGAGGAAGCCAGGGACGACGUGGGUGGCCAGGGACUCCUGGCUUCCCUCCCCAAAUAAACCCCUCGUGAACCUCGAA
Messenger RNA from Dipodomys spectabilis (banner-tailed kangaroo rat), 1740 nucleotides. It is a transcript of the gene Gmppa, whose product is annotated as GDP-mannose pyrophosphorylase A. Gene Ontology annotation, molecular function: transferase activity. NCBI's taxonomy places the organism in Eukaryota, Metazoa, Chordata, Mammalia, Rodentia, Heteromyidae. The coding region runs from base 316 to 1578 and encodes 420 amino acids. Gene Ontology annotation, cellular component: cytoplasm. Gene Ontology annotation, biological process: biosynthetic process. The transcript is spliced from 12 exons. The record is from RefSeq and is a predicted model, not a curated record.